AUCUGAGCUGAUUCCACAUCGCUCGACUUGCAGGGCAGGUGCGACCGCGAGCGUAGCAUCAUUUGGUUCCCACACGUGCACCGCCUUCCACUUCCCUUCUGCCCUGUUCCACUCUCUUCGCCAAUUGCUUCCUUCCUGCUCUCUUCACCUUCCUCUUCAUUGCCUCUUUCCCUUUCCCAAUCGCUCUGGCCGUGCUUGUUCCAUCCCAUUGCCCCAUGUGAGAUUCAUCAGCCCUUCACCCAACCGCCCAUCCUUUCGCCCAUCCUUUUCGAUCGUCGAGAUGCAGUCUGCCGGCAAUCCCGACACCGCCAGCUCGGGCAAUGGCGACAUCAGCCCCGACAGCAAUCUAGCCCUGUUGAAGAACCUGAGCAGCGAGAAGAAGCAGACCAAAGAUGGCCAACCGCCGAAGCGAAGAGGCCCGAAACCAGACAGCAAACCCGCGCUCACGCGGCGGCAAGAGCUCAAUCGACAGGCGCAGAGGACACACCGAGAACGCAAGGAGAUGUACAUCAAAGCCCUUGAGCAAGAAGUCCUCCGUCUCAAGGAAAUCUUCGCCGACACCACCCGCGAGCGCGACCGGGUGAUGGAGGAGAACACCCGUCUCAAGGCCAUUCUCGCCCAGCACGGCAUCUCGUAUGACUUUGGCGAGACUCCCGUCAAGUUCCAGCGGUCCAACAGCGGCUACAAUCCCAGCUCGAGCGGCAGCAUCUCCGGCAGUUACGCGCAAGUCUCGGAAAGCGGAGGCUACAGCCCCUCCGACCUGCCCAAUGCCCCUCCCUUGCCCAUGUCGCAUGACCAGAUGCCGCCGCUGCCCGCCGAUACUUCCAUGGCACAACAUCAGCACCAUCAACAUCAACAUCAGCAUCAGCAACACAUUGGCCGUGCCAACACCGCGCAGCUUCCCAGCCAUCAUCUCGACUAUGACCAGAUUGGCAUAGACUUUGUCUUGACACUUGAACGACCAUGCCUCGAGCAUAUGCAAUACCUGGUGGUGCGAUCCUUCAAUUCGGAUGAGCAACAAUUCCAUCAUCCCGCCGAAAACUCCACAGAUCGAGAGUACGACCACAUGUCCGGCCACGUCAUGAUGGCCACCUGUCCCCCUCUCUCCCACGUCCUCGAAAACCCCAACGAGCCCCAUCCCUGGGGUAUGCCAGACCUGGGCAUGCCCGACCUCACCAAACUGCUUAACCUGAGUGCGCGCCUACCGCUGAACCACGAUUCCGAAAUCACGCCCAUCAUGGCCUGGACGCAAAUAUACACCGAUCCGAGGGUUCGAGAUCUGACGGCAGAAGAUUUUGCCCGCAUGAAGAAGACGCUGGCGCCGAGAGUGCGAUGCUAUGGAUUCGGAGCAGUCAUUGAGUCCUUCGAGAUUGCAGACGUCCUCGAGGCAGUGUUGGGCGAGAAGGGUCAAGAUGACGAGAUGCUCAUCACAGCUACCAAUGAUGUGGUCGCUCCGGACCAUCCGGUGGGGAUGGCGUUUCCGCAGGAGAUUCAAGUUGCAUAGGGAAUUGAGCGAACAAGCAUGAUCUGGAGUCACAUGCAAGCGUGCUAAAAGUAUGGUUUCGAUGUCAAGGAUAUGAGUAUAUGAUCAGUGUCUUGGAAAGGCCACAUCUUCGGCGAGCGUAUUACAAUUACGAGAAAUUCUGCCAUUGGCAUAAGC
Neohortaea acidophila is the source of this 1660-nucleotide messenger RNA. RefSeq lists its product as uncharacterized. The coding region runs from base 281 to 1504 and encodes 407 amino acids. The record is from RefSeq and is a predicted model, not a curated record. NCBI's taxonomy places the organism in Eukaryota, Fungi, Ascomycota, Dothideomycetes, Mycosphaerellales, Teratosphaeriaceae. Gene Ontology annotation, molecular function: DNA-binding transcription activator activity, RNA polymerase II-specific; transcription cis-regulatory region binding. The transcript is spliced from 6 exons. Gene Ontology annotation, cellular component: RNA polymerase II transcription regulator complex.